Passer domesticus (house sparrow) is the source of this 728-nucleotide messenger RNA. Its product is annotated as rabphilin-3A-like. The record is from RefSeq and is a predicted model, not a curated record. NCBI's taxonomy places the organism in Eukaryota, Metazoa, Chordata, Aves, Passeriformes, Passeridae. The transcript has 2 exons. The coding region runs from base 16 to 633 and encodes 205 amino acids.
GCCCCGAGCCCGGGGAUGUGUUGUCCGCCCCUACCUCCGGGGCUUCCUCCGGCCCGCAGAGGCGGGCACAGGCACGGACACGGACACAGACAUGGGCACGGACACGGGCGGGCUCGGUCUCCCGGGUUUCGCCCGCGUUCCUCGAAGGCAGGAGAGGUGGCCGCUGCGGGGGCUCCGGCGGCGGGGAGAGAAGGGCUAGAGCCGGGCUGCCCUGGCUCGCGUUCAGUGCCGGGCAGCGGCCGCUUCCCUAUGGGCAUCCAGCGCUCCCCCAGGCAGGAGAGGCACCAUCUCCGCUGUCCGCGCCGGGAGCUGGCGGCAGCGGGCGGGCAGAGGGCAUGCCCACCGGCUGUUCCAGCAGCAUCUACCCUCCAACUCCCACCAGGAAGACAAACGGAGGACAAUCUUGAAAUACAAAAAUUUCCUCCUUGGAAUUUGCUGCUGCUGCUGCUGUCUCCGCCGCCACUGCUGCUGCCGCGGUGCAGUGCCAAGACUCUCGGAAUAAAUAAAAGAGGGCUACAGUGUGUGUCUAGCUACAGCCGGCUAAUAGCUAUUUUAGUUGGCCGUAUAUUUCGAAGAUCACAGAUGAAGUGGGGACGCCUGUCUUCUUCGUUUGGUCAGCGUGUGAAACAAUAAUCCCCGUAACAAAAAGAAGGGAGAUGGGGGAGAAAAAAAAUCCUAACAUGAAUCAGAAGAAAUAGUAUCUAGCACCCCCCCUCCCCAGCCCCCCC